UUUUUUCUUCUUUCUUUUGUAGAGAGAAAAGGAAGCACUCACUCUUCUAAUUAUCAUAUUCCCUCCUUGAGAGGUCGUUGAUAUUCACGUAUAAUCCUCUCUCAAGCACAGGUUUUUUCUUUCGUUGUGUUUGGAAGAGAAAAUUAGAAACGAUUUGGUUUUUCUCUUUGUGUGUGUACUGAGCGAUCCUUCUUCUCUGCCCUUUGUAAUUUUCGCUCUCGCAAUUUCCUGCUCAGAAUUUCGUCUUUAUUUCUCUGUCGUGUUGCUUUGUGUUCAAGUAAUGUGAAUUACUUGAUUGCUUCGGUCGUAUUGCAGGAUUCUUUCCUGGAAGAGAGAUAGAGAUAAAGAGAGAGAGAGAGAGAGAGAGAGAGAAAGAGGGAGCGGGAGAGGGAGAUAAAGUUUCUGCUUUGGAGAGAUGAAGAGGUCGAGAGACGAUGUUUACAUGGGCUCUCAUUCUCAACUCAAACGGCCGGUGGUGUCUUCUCGCGGAGAAACGUCUGGUCAUGCGCAUUUGAUGGGAGGAGGUGGAGGAGCAGCAGCAGCAGCUGCAGGUGCACCACAGAAAUUAACAACAAGCGAUGCUUUGCACUAUCUCAAGGCAGUGAAGGAAAUAUUUCAAAACAAUAGAGAAAAAUAUGAUGACUUCCUUGAAGUUAUGAAAGAUUUUAAGGCCCAAAGAGUUGACACUACGGGUGUAAUAGCUAGGGUGAAGGAAUUGUUUAAAGGUCACCGAGAACUAAUUCUGGGUUUCAAUACCUUUUUGCCAAAGGGAUUUGAGAUUACUCUUGCAUCUGAUAAUGAACCUCCGCAAAAGAAGCCUGUUGAAUUUGAUGAAGCUAUAAAUUUUGUCAACAAGAUUAAGACAAGGUUCCAAGGUGAUGAUCGUGUUUAUAAAUCAUUUUUAGAUAUUUUGAACAUGUAUAGAAAAGAAAACAAAUCCAUCAGUGAUGUUUAUAUGGAGGUUGCAGCACUCUUUGAAGACCACACUGAUCUGCUAACGGAGUUUAGGCAUUUCCUACCUGAUACUUCAGCCGCAGGCUCUGUGAAUUACAUUUCAUCUGGUAGAUUCCGAGAUAGGAGCUCUGGCAUGCCUGCAAUGCGGCAAAUGGUUGUUGACAAGAGAGAGAGGACGGCUGCUUCUCAUUCUGAUCGUGAUCUUAGUGUUGAUCGCCCUGAUCUAGACCAUGAUAGAGGUUUGAUGAAAACAGAAAAAGAACAGCAGAGACGCGGUGAAAAGGAAGAGGAUAGGAGAGAUGACCGAGAGAGAAGAGACCAUGAGAGGGAUGAUAGGGACUUUGAGCAUGAUGGCAAUAGAGACUUCAAUAUGCAACGGAAAUGGAAACCUGGUCGUAGGCCUGAAGGCUCCAUGGGUGAGCAAUUGCACCAAGGUAUGAUUAGCCAAGAGCUUGCUUUCUGUGAGAAAGUGAAGGAGAAGUUACACAAUCCUGAUGAUUACCAAGAAUUUUUGAGAUGUCUUCAUCUCUAUACCAGAGAAAUAAUCACAAGAUCAGAAUUGCAAUCUUUGGUGAGUGAUUUACUUGGAAGAUAUCCAGAUCUUAUGGAUGGAUUUAAUGAAUUUUUGGCCCGCUGUGAGAAGAAUGAGGGCUUACUUGCUGGUGUUGUGAAUAAAAAAUCCUUGUGGAUUGAAGGAUAUCCUCCACGAUCUGUGAAGGUAGAGGACCGAGAUAGAGAUAGUGAAAGGGAUGACGUGGUUAAAGUCAGAGAUCGUGAAAAUCGGGAGAGAGAUAGACUUGACAAAUGUCUUGGAAACAAAGAGCCAGGUGGUCCCAGGAUGUCUUUGAUUUCCAACAAGGAUAAGUAUGUGGGAAAACCUAUUAAUGAACUUGACCUCUCAAACUGUGAAUGCUGCACUCCCAGCUACCGACUUCUGCCGAAGAGUUAUCCAAUACCAUCUGCAAGCCAAAGAACAGAUAUUGGUGCUCAAGUAUUGAACGAUCAUUGGGUAUCUGUAACUUCAGGAAGUGAGGAUUAUUCUUUUAAACACAUGCGGAAAAACCAGUAUGAGGAAAGCCUGUUUCGAUGUGAGGAUGACAGGUUUGAACUGGACAUGUUGUUAGAGUCUGUGAAUGUGACAACUAAGCGUGCAGGAGAACUAUUAGAGAAGAUCAACAACAAUACUAUCAAAGCAGAGAGUCCAAUUCGUAUUGAGGAGCACUUUACAGCUCUAAAUUUAAGGUGCAUUGAACGUUUGUACGGUGACCAUGGUCUUGAUGUGAUGGAGGUGUUACGAAAGAAUGCUUCCCUUGCUUUGCCAGUUAUUUUAACUCGCUUGAAGCAGAAGCAGGAAGAGUGGGCUAGGUGCCGUGCUGAUUUUAAUAAAGUUUGGGCUGAAAUUUAUGCGAAGAACUAUCACAAAUCGCUGGAUCAUCGUAGCUUCUAUUUCAAGCAGCAGGAUACCAAGAGCUCGAGCGCAAAAGCCUUAUUGGCGGAAAUCAAAGAAAUUAGUGAGAAAAAGCGCAAGGAAGAUGAUGUGCUUCUUGCUAUUGCUGCUGGAAAUAGACGACCUAUUAUUCCGAAUUUGGAGUUUGAGUACCCUGAUUCUGACAUUCAUGAAGAUAUAUAUCAGCUUAUCAAAUAUUCUUGUGGAGAAGUUUGUACAACUGAACAAUUGGAUAAAGUAAUGAAGAUUUGGACAGCCUUCUUGGAACCCGUUCUUGGUGUUCCUUCCAGGCCUGAGGGUGCAGAGGACACUGAUGAUGUUGUCAAAAGUAGGAACCAUUCUGUGAAAAGUAGUGGGGAAAGUGAUGGAAGCCCUGGUGGUGAUUCGGCCAUCAUAAAUUCCAAACCAAAUCCUUCCAGAAAUGGAGAUGAAAGUACUCCACAAGAGCAAUCAAGUUCUUCAAAGGCUUGGGUAAUAAAUGAAGAUAAUGGACCUAAAGUAGUUGGUUCUCUUGAUGCAGAUCAAACUCGUAAAAAUGAUACUUUUAGUUGUACUCACCACCAUGAUAAAGUGCAGCCUAAUCCAGGUAUGGCUGGUGAAAUUUCAGGGGUCAGUAAAGAAGUUGGCUGCAGUGAACGAUUGGUCAAUUCAAAUGCUUCACUUGCCAAUGGUGCAGAACAAAGUAAUGGGAGAACUAAAGUGGAAACCACAUCAGGGCUUGCCACUCCUUCCAGAACUUGUAAUGGCACCAUUGAGGGUGGUACUGAGUUGAGGUCAAAUAACGAAAUUGUGCCUUCAGAGCAGGGUGGUGAUAGUGUGCGACCAACUAUAUCCACCAAUGGGAUGGUGCCAGAAGGUACCAAAACUCAUAGAUACAAUGAAGAAUCUAUUGGACCAUUUAAAAUUGAAAGAGAGGAGGGUGAAUUAUCCCCAAAUGGAGAUUUUGAAGAGGACAAUUUUGCAGUUUAUGGAGAAACUGGUUUGGAUUCUUUGCACAAGGUAAAGGAUAAUUCUGCCAGCAGGCAGUAUCAAACGAGACAUGGAGAAGGAAGAUGUGGGGAAGCAGGGGGAGAAAAUGAUGCUGACGAUGAGGGUGAGGGUAGUGCUCAAAGAUCAUCAGAGGAUAGUGAAAAUGCUUCUGAGAACGGUGAUGUUUCUGGAAGUGAUUCUGGUGAAGUUGAGGAAUGCUCUCAGGAAGAGCAUGAAGAAGAUGGAGGCCAUGAUGAGCAUGAUAAUAAGGCUGAGAGUGAAGGUGAGGCUGAAGGGAUGGCAGAUGCCCAUGACGUUGAAGGUGAUGGAACACCAUUACCGUUUUCGGAAUGUUUUCUUUCGACUGUGAAACCUCUGGCAAAGCAUGUCCCUCAGGCAUUACAUGACAGAGAAAAUGGUUCUCGGGUUUUCUACGGAAAUGAUUCUUUUUAUGUGCUUAUAAGGCUACAUCAAGCAUUAUAUGAGAGAAUACAAUCUGCUAAGAUCAAUUCGUCUUCUGGUGAAAGAAAAUGGAAAGCUUCAAAUGAUUCAAGCCCUAAUGAUCUCUAUGCGAGGUUUAUGAAUGCACUUUACAAUUUACUUGAUGGUUCUUCUGAUAAUACAAAAUUUGAGGAUGAUUGUCGAGCUAUCAUUGGAACUCAGUCAUAUGUCCUAUUCACAUUGGACAAACUGAUCUAUAAACUCGUCAAACAGCUCCAAGCAGUUGCAGCUGAUGAGAUGGACAGCAAGCUUCUUCAACUACAUGCCUAUGAAAAUUCAAGAAAACGUGAAAGAUUUUUUGAUGCAGUUUAUCAUGAAAAUGCCCGUGUUCUUCUUCAUGAUGAGAACAUAUAUCGUAUUGAAUGUUCUUCUGUGCCAACCAGUUUGUCUAUUCAGCUUAUGGAUUAUGGGCAUGAUAAACCAGAGGUGACUGCAGUUUCCAUGGAUCCUAAUUUUGCAGCUUAUCUGUACAAUGACUUUCUCUCAGUUAUUCGUGAGAAAAAAGAGAGACCAGGAAUUUUUUUGAAGAGGAAUAAACACAAAUAUGGAGGUGCUGAUGAAUUUUCUUCCACACGCCUAGCCAUGGAAGGACUUCAAAUUGGUAAUGGGUUGGAGUGUAAGAUAGCGUGCAAUUCAUCCAAGGUCUCGUACGUCUUAGAUACCGAAGAUUUUUUGUUUAGAAGGAGAAGGAAUACGAAAAGUUUGCAGCAGAACAAUUCUUGCCGCAAUCAGGCAAAUUCUUCAAAUGGUGGCUCAGCUAGAGUAGAGCGGUUUCACAGAUUUCUAUCAAAUUGACAACGUUCUCUUUAUAACCUUCCAUGCCUUUGCUCCGUGGUGCCUUUCACACAUAUAUGUACACAGCAGCUACGGCACCUGAAAGCAUAAAAGCUUUUGCUGGAACAAUCUUUCCUGUAUUCUCAUAUUCCUGUCUCGUGAAGCAAAUAAUGUAAGUUUUGUGGCAAAAUUUAGCCACAAAUCAUGUAUAUAGAGGAAAUAUCUGAUGUAAAACCUAAAAUGUGGGUUUAUUUCACUUGGUCAUAUAUUUGUGUCCAACUUUCGAAAGGAUUCUUUUUUUUUUUUGACAUUCUUUUGUUUAAGGUGGGGUGGAGGAACCGCAGUUCUACUAUACAUUACUUCGUUUUCUUAGCAUUAUGAAAUAGCCUUUGUUCAA
Molecule: messenger RNA, 5042 nt
Organism: Tripterygium wilfordii
Lineage: Eukaryota; Viridiplantae; Streptophyta; Magnoliopsida; Celastrales; Celastraceae
Product: paired amphipathic helix protein Sin3-like 4
Exons: 24
Coding region: 416-4666 (1416 amino acids)
Biological process (GO): negative regulation of transcription by RNA polymerase II
Cellular component (GO): histone deacetylase complex; chromatin
Molecular function (GO): transcription corepressor activity
Source: RefSeq, a predicted model, not a curated record